Nannospalax galili (Upper Galilee mountains blind mole rat) is the source of this 1145-nucleotide messenger RNA. RefSeq names its product ERCC excision repair 1, endonuclease non-catalytic subunit (gene Ercc1). The transcript has 10 exons. Gene Ontology annotation, cellular component: nucleus; nucleotide-excision repair factor 1 complex; ERCC4-ERCC1 complex. Lineage: Eukaryota; Metazoa; Chordata; Mammalia; Rodentia; Spalacidae. Gene Ontology annotation, molecular function: single-stranded DNA binding; damaged DNA binding. The coding region runs from base 153 to 1091 and encodes 312 amino acids. The record is from RefSeq and is a predicted model, not a curated record. Gene Ontology annotation, biological process: nucleotide-excision repair; UV-damage excision repair; meiotic mismatch repair.
UCUACCGCCCUGAGGAACAGCGAGACGAGAGGCGGGCCAGAGCGGCCGGAAGUGCGGCGACCUAGGGCCAGCGCUGGCCGCGCUGGCAGCGUGUAGUCUCGAUUCCUCCCCGCGGUCUUUUCCUUCAGGCCUGGGGAACCAGCAGGCCCGAGAUGGAUCCUGGGAAAGACGAGGAGGGGUUGCCGCAGCCCCUAGCACCACACUCGAGAAAGAAAUUUGUCAUCCCGCUGGACGAAGAUGAGGUCCCUCCUGCAGGGGCCAAAUCCUUAUUCAGGUCUUCACUGAACCUUCCCACUGUGGCGACUACUGUGGCAACCUCAGCCCAAGGGGCCCCUCAGACAUAUGCAGAGUAUGCCAUUGCCCAGCCAACAGGAGGUGCUGGGGCCACAGGUCCCACAGGCUCUGAACCUGUGGCAGGAGAGAACCCCAACCAGGCUCUGAAACCUGGGGCAAAAUCCAACAGCAUCCUCGUGAGCCCCCGGCAGAGGGGCAACCCUGUGCUGAAGUUUGUGCGUAAUGUGCCCUGGGAAUUCGGCGAGGUGAUCCCUGACUAUGUGCUGGGCCAGAGCACCUGCGCCCUCUUCCUCAGCCUCCGCUACCACCACCUCCACCCAGACUACAUCCACGAGCGGUUGCAGAGCCUGGGGAAGACCUUCGCCCUGCGUGUGCUGCUGGUCCAAGUGGAUGUGGUGUCUCCUUCUGACAUUCUUCUCUUCCAGAAAGAUCCUCAGCACGCCCUCAAAGAGUUGGCUAAGAUGUGCAUCUUGGCUGAUUGCACACUGAUCUUGGCCUGGAGUGCCGAGGAAGCUGGGCGGUACCUGGAGACCUAUAAGGCCUAUGAGCAGAAGCCUGCUGACCUCCUCAUGGAGAAGCUGGAGCAGAACUUCCUGUCCCGGGCUACUGAGUGUCUGACCACUGUGAAGUCAGUCAACAAGACGGACAGCCAGACCCUCCUGGCCACUUUCGGAUCUCUGGAACAGCUCAUCACAGCAUCGAGAGAAGAUCUGGCCUUGUGCCCAGGCCUGGGCCCCCAGAAGGCCCGCCGGCUCUUCGAGGUCCUACACGAGCCCUUUCUCAAAGGGCCCCGAUGACCCCCACUGCUGUUGAGGCCCCAAAGCUGUAAUAAAGUAUCUUCCAUGCCCAGG